Molecule: messenger RNA, 333 nt
Organism: Rotaria sp. Silwood1
Lineage: Eukaryota; Metazoa; Rotifera; Eurotatoria; Philodinida; Philodinidae
Source: the annotation of a GenBank genome assembly
AUGAAUCGAAAAGCACAAAAGGAUAAACAAUGUAAAAAAUUAAAAAAUACCAAUCAAGAUUUAUUAGUUAUUGAAUAUUCUCAUCUAAAACGCCUUAUUUUGAAUGAAGCUCAUGAUGAUUAUGUUAAACAAUUUCUACUUGAUACGAAAACAUGUUUACCAUAUGGUCUUGAUCUUCAUGUCGAUUAUAAACCUUUAAAGAGGGUAACAUACAAUUUUAAACGAAAUGCAACACGAAUUAAUUGUUCACAGGUGAGAUAUAUAUGUUCAGAUACAGAUCUUCGAUUUCCAAAACAUUUCAAAGAUUAUUUUCUUGAUAUUGAUAUAUCAUAA